Ailuropoda melanoleuca (giant panda) is the source of this 7897-nucleotide messenger RNA. It is a transcript of the gene SLC24A2, whose product is annotated as solute carrier family 24 member 2. Gene Ontology annotation, biological process: long-term synaptic depression; intracellular calcium ion homeostasis; calcium ion transmembrane transport. The coding region runs from base 315 to 2309 and encodes 664 amino acids. Gene Ontology annotation, cellular component: plasma membrane. The record is from RefSeq and is a predicted model, not a curated record. Gene Ontology annotation, molecular function: calcium channel activity; calcium, potassium:sodium antiporter activity. NCBI's taxonomy places the organism in Eukaryota, Metazoa, Chordata, Mammalia, Carnivora, Ursidae. The transcript is spliced from 11 exons.
CAGAGCCCAGCCCCGGCCGGCGAGAGCGGCGGCGAGCGCGAGCCGGAGCCGGAGACCGGGCCUCGCAGCAGGGAGGCUGAGGGCCAGGGAAAGCGGCGGACCCGAGUGGAGGGCCGCGCUCGGGCCCCCGCCGCGUGCGCGUCCUCCUGGCGGAUCCCGCAUAAAUGUCGGAAAUAUUUCCCGUGAAGCAUAAGAAUCCCUGAUUGUGAAAGGGCCCCACAAGCACCGUUGACUCUAACGUGAAGAAAAGUAUGAGAGAACCAUCUGGUUGAGUCUACAAUUGGAAGACCACCACAUCCACCAGAAGACCCAGGAUGGAUCUGCACCAAAGCUCUGCCAUCACUUUCCUUGAGAAAUGGUGUUUGGAGAAGUCACUGUCUGGCUGCAGGAGACAUUAUAAUGUCAGGAAAAAACUGAAGUUAAUUCGAAUCUUGGGCCUUCUCAUGGGCCUAGUAGCCAUCAGCACCGUCUCAUUUUCAAUCAGUGCCUUUUCUGAGACAGAGACACGGAGCACAGAAGAGGCCGUUGGUGCAAGUGGCCCUAGCACAGCACACAGUUACCGCCAGAGAACUCUCUUAGAUUUGAAUGACAAGAUUCUGGAUUAUACUCCACAGCCACCUCUUUCUCAGGAAGGCACAUCUGAGAAUACUACAGGUCAUGCCCAAGGAGACUACCCAAGAGACAUCUUCUCCCUCGAGGAGCGAAGAAAAGGCGCCAUCAUUCUGCACGUCAUUGGAAUGAUCUACAUGUUCAUAGCCUUAGCCAUUGUCUGUGAUGAGUUCUUUGUCCCUUCUUUGACUGUCAUCACUGAGAAACUGGGCAUCUCUGACGAUGUGGCUGGAGCCACCUUCAUGGCUGCCGGGGGCUCGGCCCCAGAACUUUUCACAUCUCUCAUAGGGGUAUUUAUUGCUCACAGCAAUGUUGGCAUAGGCACAAUCGUGGGCUCAGCAGUGUUCAAUAUCCUCUUUGUUAUUGGCAUGUGUGCUCUGUUUUCUAGAGAAAUCUUAAACCUGACAUGGUGGCCGCUCUUUCGGGAUGUGUCCUUCUACAUCGUUGACUUGAUCAUGCUGAUCAUAUUUUUCCUGGAUAAUGUUAUCAUGUGGUGGGAAAGCUUGCUUCUCUUAACAGCUUACUUUGGCUAUGUGGUUUUCAUGAAAUUCAACGUCCAAGUAGAAAGAUGGGUGAAGCAAAUGAUAAAUCGCAAUAAAGUCGUCAAGGUGACAGCACCAGAGGCCCAAGCAAAGUCAUCUACAGCCAGGGACAAGGAUGAGCAGACUCUCCCGGCUAAGCCACGUCUCCAGCGAGGCGGAAGUUCUGCCUCCCUCCACAACAGUCUCAUGAGGAAUAGCAUCUUCCAGCUCAUGAUCCACACCCUUGACCCACUCGCUGAAGAACUUGGAUCAUAUGGAAAACUAAAAUAUUAUGACACAAUGACUGAAGAAGGGAGGUUCAGAGAAAAGGCUUCUAUUCUCCACAAGAUCGCCAAGAAGAAAUGCCAGGUGGAUGAGAACGAGAGGCAGAAUGGGGCUGCCAAUCACGUGGAAAAGAUCGAGCUCCCAAACAGCACCAGCAUGGAGGUUGAAAUGACACCACCCAGCGAUGCUUCAGAACCUGUACAAAAUGGAAAUCUCUCCCACACCAUUGAAGCCGCGGAAGCCCAGACCACAGAGACGGGUGAAGAUGAGGAGGACCAGCCUCUCAGCUUGGCCUGGCCUUCCAACCCCCGCAAGCAAGUCACGUUCCUAAUUGUUUUCCCCAUAGUGUUUCCUCUCUGGAUUACCUUACCUGACGUCCGCAAACCAUCGUCAAGAAAGUUUUUUCCCAUCACGUUCUUUGGCUCCAUCACCUGGAUCGCUGUGUUCUCUUACUUGAUGGUCUGGUGGGCACACCAGGUUGGAGAGACAAUUGGCAUUAGUGAAGAGAUUAUGGGUCUGACCAUCUUGGCUGCUGGGACCUCCAUCCCUGAUCUUAUCACCAGUGUCAUAGUGGCCCGGAAGGGGCUCGGGGACAUGGCUGUGUCCAGCUCUGUUGGAAGCAACAUAUUUGACAUCACUGUAGGGCUCCCACUGCCCUGGCUCCUGUACACCAUCAUUCACAGGCUCCAACCUGUGGCUGUCAGCAGCAAUGGCCUCUUCUGUGCCAUCGUCCUCCUCUUCAUCAUGCUGCUCUUCGUCAUCCUCUCCAUUGCACUCUGCAAAUGGCGGAUGAACAAAGUGCUGGGCUUCAUCAUGUUCGGCCUCUACUUUGUGUUCCUGGUGGUCAGUGUCCUCCUCGAAGACAGAAUUCUGGUGUGCCCUGUCUCCAUCUAGUAGGAAAAGCCAUAUCUGGAACUCACAGCAUGGAUGGUCCCUCCCUGCCCCGGGUUCUAGGCUCCUUGACCUCUCCAGAAGAGGCAGCUGGCACACAGCCGUGGGCACUUCAAAGCGUCCCUCCUUGGCUGAUUGGAGGAUGCAUGGAUUUACGCUGGGCCCACUCAUUUCACGAGCUGCUGCCGACCUUGCCUGCUGGAACAGCUUCAUGCGAGAGACCAUGCAAGAACCGCCCACGUGGGGCUUCUCUCCAUUCACCACUGACAGGUACACCUCGCUGGUCGGAGGUAGAGUCAUUGUAAUGAUGCAAACAAUGACAGAGGCUCUCUCCAUAUACACGUACAAAAUAUACAAAUUAUAAAUAGAUGCACAUGAACACACCCCUGCCUGCUCCUGUAUUAUACCUCUCCUUUCAUACCUAUAGAGUAAUACAUACCUGUAUACAAACACAAAGAAAGAAAAAUUUUAUGUAUAUAUAUAUACAUAUAUAUAUAUAUAAAAUCAUCACAUAUAUAUAUAAAUACAAAUGCAUCUUUUCAGGGAUAGCUCUAGUAUAUUUAUAGCACCUAUUUGAAGAGGGGCAUCAACCUUCAGUCUGAGCUUUACCUCUUAAGUGCAAGAGGUGAACUAAUAGAAUCAUUGCUGUGACCUUCAGCCUACCUGGACUUAUUGGGAUCCUGCCUGGUAAGGUGGAUAUUUUAGAGAAAUAUGUGGCAGGAAGGAGGCCUUGGUGGAGAGGGUCUGUAGAGACCCUGAGCUGAGACCUCCAAAACAUUCCCACCAGCCAAACAGUGAAGACUACCCACCCAUGCCCACUGGGGCGCACUGGCCAAAACCCAUGUGGUUACUUGGGACAGACAGAGGUAAAACCCAGACUGGGUGGAUAUUGCUUUGGGGGCAGGGGAGAGGUGACCAGGGUUGGGGUUUUUUUAAUUUUUUUUUUUAUAUAUUGCCCCAGCAUGCAAGUAGAAAAUAUAACUGCAAACCAAAUUAGUGCUCUUCUAGGACGAGACUAUAUAAACUGAACCUAUAUUGUUCUAAUGCAUGUCCCAUUAUCAUCCAAAAUGAGGCGGGACAAGUCUAGCUGUGAUUGUCAUUUGGGCGUAUUUUGAUGCUAAGGGCUCACAUAUAAUCAAAAUGCCUGCCAAGAGAGCCUGCGAUAUGUAAGAAGAAAUAUCAUCCAGUAGAGAGGUUCGGUGGAACUUGCCACCUAAUGUGAAUAUAAGGGCAUAGUUCUUUAAAGCAUCUUCCAAUGUGGUUCAUAAAGGGCUUCAGUGUCUAAAGAAAUCAUUAUUCCACCAAUAGAACUAAACUGAUUCUGAUCAAUACUGCUUGGAUUGAGGCGGCUUAGAGAUGUUUGGAAAGGCAUUUGAACACUCAGCGCACCCGGGAAGGUUUCUGAGUCAUCCAUCUAGUGGUGCCAAGACCAGGAUUUGGUUAAAACCCGUGCAAAAUCUGUGACUCUUCUUCCAUUGGGACCCCAUAUGGGACUCUUUUGAGCAUAGAGUCCACUGAAGACUCCUUCACGCUGGCCUCAAGCCAGUCACUCCAAGGUUUUGAUCUGAUUUUGCUCAGCAUUCAUGUGACAUUUUCAUUUCAUUCAUUCCCCCCAAUUCUGUUUGACACCUUGUAUGAUUUCUCAGGUCUGUGGCUACAGAAAAUAAAACCAUGGGGGGGGGGACAAACUAAAUUGAUGAAAAAAUAGAGCCUUCAUACCCCAAGUCAUGCUUUCCUUCCAAUCGGUUGAAAAAGUAAACAGAGGGUGGCCUGUUAUUCUGUACCCAUCUUCCAUCUGAGGUGGCACACACCGCAUACGGGGAACUAUACGGCAUGUGUUCUCGUCUCCAGUCUAUUGUAUCCCUGAUGCCUGCUGUGGUUCUGUUGUGGGCACGUCCCUCCUAACCCGGGGAGACAGGAGGCACAACUCACAACUAAACAGAGAGGAAGGGCGACCUGGCAGCCCCAGAUCAAGCUCAGUAUUCCUUCCACAAAACCCCAGCUCCCUCCAUAGAGCAUGGCAGUACCAGGCAGUGCCCGUCAGUGCCCUUCACCCGCCAGCAGAGGGCGCCUCUGAGCGGAGGCUCCCUGGGAAAACAGGAAAGCAAGAUGGCUGCCGCACAGGAGGUGAGCCUUCGAGUCUCCCCAACUCUGAAAAGUCAGGUAGUCACUUGUGUGAGAAGGGCCCGCAUCUUCAUCAAGGGCAGGGUGUUGUAUUGAGGCAAGAAUUUGUGCUCCUUCCUUAGAAGGAAGGAGAAUGGGUAAGUGAACUUUUGGUCAAAACUUCUGGUGGUUUUCCCCGAGCUUUACUCAAAGGGGAGCCAACUGGGUUAUUGCGUGAGUAUGUAUUAUUGGCUGGUCGGCUAUUUGAAGCAAGGUUUGAAUAGGUGAGUUUAACUCAGCUGCAGAUAAACUAUGUGAAACCAAAAAGGAUGAGGGAGGCCCACUGUAGCCCCGUUCUUGUUCCAGCACUUGCUGAUGCUUCCCCACCUCCACACUCCUUCCCAGACAUUCCCAGCUCACAGUGAAGACCCAUCCAAGAGGCCGCAGAGCAUUUUACUUGUCUGGGGAGCUCCACUUCACAGGAAAUGUGGUGAUUCAUGAAAAGUUGCACCUGAGGACGCAGGAUUUAGGAGCCCAGUCCCGCCCCUCUGAGGAGCGCCAAGCAGGAUGUACAACAGCCGUGUUCCCUGGCUGGCUGGUGUGCAGUCCCCUUCCCCUUCCCCUGCUGGCCUCAGGGCGUCUGUGAAGUCAUGUGUUGGGCUAGGCCAAGUCCAGAGAGCAGUGCCUAGAAUGCAGCAGUGGAUCUUGAAAAGCAUUCAAAUCACUAAAAUAAGGAAGUUUCCUGAGCAGGUAGUCUCUAGCGCUUUCCCUGCAUGGCUGUGUAUAUACAUAUAGAUAUAUCCCUGUACCAGAUCUGUAUGUACACACGCUUACAUCCUCACCCUCUGACCUGUCACCUUCAGGAUUCAAAAGCAGGCACAUCAAGUUUGUCGUAAUGAAGGAAAAAAGAAGUCACACACACCACCAACCAAAAGGAACAUCUCUUCCCGACCUCGUAAGGUUUGUCCUGGACACACGUAUGUACAACCCUACACAGCCCGCCCCAUCCCAUAUACUUUCCCACUCCAAGAGCAGAGUUGCAACCUUGGAAAUGGCCAGCCAUACCCCCAGUGCUAACGUACAGGUAAAGAAGACACAACAGAAAAGCUUAGACCGCAGAUAUUCUUUGCUUUCUUGUAGAGGGUAUAUAAAUAUCAAAAGUUCUAGAACCACCUUCUUGCUUCCCAAUCCAAAACAAACAAGCUGUGCCCAGAUGGCUCCAGUUAGCCACAGCAAACCAAGCCGGCCUUGCUUGCCGUCACCUCCCUGGUCGCCCUGGGCAGCCUCCGCACAGGAGAGCAAGCUGGCUCAAACCGAGAAUGCCCAAAUAGAACCUUCUAAAUGCCCCUGCUGGGUCCAGCUGCCUUCUGAACCCGACUAGUUCCUGGAGCAUUGAAGCUGGUGAUGAGAUGGCAUCUCUGUGGUCUUCCAGGACCUGAGCCGAGCCCAGCAGUGGGAUAGAUCAGACGCCACAGGACAUGUGCACAGACCAAGGCGUACGGCUAUUUUUCAGUUUGGCAGAUGCGGCAGAAUAUCCUAAAGGCUUGCCCAGAAGAUUCUAAAAAGAGGCAGGCCCUGAUUCAUAGUCAGGGAAAAUGCUUUGUAAGGCUUCUAACAGGUGCCACCUGAGAAGGGCCAUUAUAAUUUAUUUUCUAGGAAAGACAUGAAUCAGGUGGUUUGGAGGCCCUUCAGCAAAACACAGCUGCCUCACUGAUGAGACAUUUGAUAAUAUUAAUGUACAUCCGUUCCUGGGCAAGGAGAAAGUUGGCAAACUCCCCACCGACGCUCACAGCUCUUAAACUCCUCCGUAACAGGGAGGUGGGCGAUGAGCCUUAGCGGGAAGCCCCCCCACCCCCCGCCACAGACCACCUUAACAGAAAGCUGACCAAGCAAAUGACAACAGCUAGAGCAGCUGGCCAGAGACAUGGUUGGAGAAGAGGGGACUUUCAUUCAGUGCUCGGCUGAGAUUGCUAGGCUGGAUCUAAAUAGAAUCAUUUCGGGAAACUUCAAUAUGCUUUCUUCCCUGCACCUGCCAACACACGCACACAAUUACGAGGAUCCCAUGCUUCCUUGCACCCGGACACAUUGUCACUCCAGUAAUCAAGUGGCCAUAUUAGAAGUGGCAGCUCUAUUCCAGAAGAAAUAAAGGGAAACUGUCCGCAGGGUGAUUUCUGGGGAAAUCGGCUAUCUCCUAAAGGCUUGAUACAGAAGCUGAUGUACAUUCUUGCUAAGCCAGAUCUUACAUAAAAACCUGGCUUAAUAUUUUUAAAAAGACACAUCCUCAACUCCUAAACCUCCCUCAACAAUACGGUCUUUAAAUUAGUAAGUAAAGGUUUUGCCAUUGAAAGAGAAUUAGUGGGGGGGAAAUGAAGCAUAAGGAAAAGGAAGGAAGGAAACAUUUAUUUACUUCUACAAUUCCCAAGAAAACAAGUGUCACAUUGCUAUAUAUCCCCACAUAGUUUAAAAUAAUUACAAAUUUCAGGUUUUUUCAACCAAUUAUAAAAACCUGCAUCAAGUCCCAGAGAAAAGUAUCUUCCCUUCUCUAGAAGGCCUUUGGACAGAAAGGUCACGUGCCCCUGCUCCACUAUUUCAGCUUGGCUCCUUGCCUCUGUCUCUUUGUGUAUCUUUGUUAAUUUCACAGCUCCAUAUUCUUUGAAUUAUGUAACAAACGAGAAAAGCAAUAAAGGUCACACUCACCACUCUGUUAUCAUUACAAUAUUGCAAUGUUUUGGGGGUUUGUUUUUGGGGGGAUUUGUUUUUGUUUUUUCUUUUCACUUCUUUGGGGUUAUGGCAUGUGAUCACCAGGAGAAUUCAGGCAUCUGUAGAAAGCAGAGGUGCACUCAUUUUUGGUAUGGAAGUAACACCUCUUUCCACCCAGACACCCCCCACCAAACAAUGUCUGUGCUGCCAUUUUCCAUGCCUUCUGCACCCCCAGGGGACCAGCCUUGCUUGGAACCACCUGAAUUCCACAGUGGUCUUUCAUCUGACUGGUGAAGGUGUCCUUUAAAAACAGCAUGAGAGAGCUAAAAAUGAUAAAGUGAAUCCACAAGUCAGCCAGUUUCUUAGAGACAAAAAUGACCCUGUAAUUACAGCUGGAGAGACAACUCUGUUCAAGUGAGUGUACAAGGGAGACUGCGUGAAACACCACAUUAAAGCCAGAGCACUUUCAUUAAAUGGUUGACAGAGUGGAAAACUUUAAAGAAUUAAAAAAAAAAAAAAACAGCUAAAUACCUAAGUCUGGAAGAGUGCCAUGGAAUCUGCAUUGAGUUUGCUGAAGGUUUAAUUCUCUUAAGGCAGUUCUUCCCAUCUUUUACCCUCAUCAGAAGGACAAUUCUUUCGUAGGAGAGGGGUCCUGGCGUAGGUGUUCCUAGCAGAACCGGGUUUCAUCAGCUAUUAACAUUAACAACCAGGGGCGCCUGGGUGGCACAGUCGUUAAGCGUCUGCCUUCGGCUCAGGGCGUGAUCCCAGUGUUCUGGGAUCGAGCCCCA